Messenger RNA from Lacerta agilis (Sand lizard), 1635 nucleotides. It is a transcript of the gene POU3F2, whose product is annotated as POU class 3 homeobox 2. Gene Ontology annotation, biological process: brain development; regulation of transcription by RNA polymerase II. Gene Ontology annotation, molecular function: DNA-binding transcription factor activity, RNA polymerase II-specific; RNA polymerase II cis-regulatory region sequence-specific DNA binding. The coding region runs from base 157 to 1503 and encodes 448 amino acids. The transcript is spliced from 2 exons. Gene Ontology annotation, cellular component: nucleus. The record is from RefSeq and is a predicted model, not a curated record. NCBI's taxonomy places the organism in Eukaryota, Metazoa, Chordata, Lepidosauria, Squamata, Lacertidae.
CCGGAGGGAGGGAGGAGCGGGGACGCGUGCCUUUGCAGUGGGCUCUGCCAAGCGGACUUGCGGGGGAAGCGAGCGGCGAGAGGAGCCCGAGGCGAAAAAGUAGCUGUCAAAUGCGCGGCUCCUUUAAGCGGAGCCCUCAGUCCGGCUCGGAGAGUCAUGGCGACCACAGCGUCUAACCACUACAGCCUGCUCACCUCCAGCUCGCCCAUGGUGCACGCCGAGCCGCCGGGGAGCAUGCAGCCGGGCGCCGGCUACAGGGACGCCCAGGCGCUGGUGCAGGCGGACUACGCGCUGCAGAGCAACGGGCACCCGCUUAGCCACGCUCACCAGUGGAUCACGGCGCUGUCCCACGGCGGCGGCGGCGGCGGAGGGGGAGGCGGCGGAGGAGGCGGCGGCGGUGGCGGCGGAGGGGACUCGCCCUGGUCCACCAGCCCGCUGGGCCAGCAGGACAUCAAGCCCUCGGUGGUGCAGGCCAGCGGCCGGGGGGACGAGCUGCAGCAGCAACAUCACCAGCAGCAGCAGCAGCAAGGCAGACCGCCGCACCUGGUGCACCACGCCGGGAGCCACCACGCCGCCGUGGCCGCGGCCGUGGCGUGGAGGACUGGCGGCGCGGCUCACCUGCCGCCCGGCAUGGCUGCGUCCAACGGCGGCGGCCAGGGCGGGCUCCUGUACUCGCAACCGCCGGGCUUCACGGUCAACGGCAUGCUGGGCUCCGGGCAGCCGGGCAUGCACCACCACGGCCUACGGGACGCCCACGAGGAGCCGCAGCAGCAGCAGCAGCCCCCUCACCACCCCGAUCACCUCCCCCAGCAGCAGCCGCAACAGCAGCACCCGCACGGGCAGCAGCAGCAGCAACAGCACCACCACCCGCACCACCACCACGAGGCGCACUCGGACGAGGACACGCCGACCUCGGACGACCUGGAGCAGUUCGCCAAGCAGUUCAAGCAGCGGCGGAUCAAACUGGGAUUUACCCAAGCGGACGUGGGCUUGGCCUUGGGCACGCUCUACGGCAACGUCUUCUCGCAGACGACGAUCUGCAGGUUCGAGGCCCUGCAGCUAAGCUUCAAGAACAUGUGCAAGUUGAAGCCUUUGUUGAACAAGUGGCUCGAGGAGGCGGACUCGUCGUCGGGCAGCCCCACCAGCAUAGACAAGAUCGCGGCGCAGGGGCGCAAGCGGAAAAAGCGCACCUCCAUCGAGGUGAGCGUCAAGGGCGCCCUCGAGAGCCAUUUCCUCAAGUGCCCCAAGCCUUCCGCCCAGGAGAUCACCUCGCUGGCGGACAGCCUCCAGCUCGAGAAAGAGGUGGUCCGCGUGUGGUUUUGUAACAGGAGACAGAAAGAGAAACGCAUGACUCCCCCGGGAGGGACUCUGCCGGGAGCCGAGGACGUGUAUGGGGCCAGCAGGGACACGCCGCCGCCACACCACGGGGAAGAAGACUGGGGAGAUGCUCUUCCCCUCCCUUCAAACCACCCCCUGACAACGUUGCUUCAAAGCUGCCUUUAAUUACGGAACAACUUGCUUGAUAGUCGGAUAGAAGAAUGCGGCCUUCCCUUCACAAGGCAUCCAAAUUCCACAUGCUCCCCUAUCUAUUCAACUAGCCCUAAUGGGCUUUAGCUUUCUCAUAUUAUUAUUAUU